This is a messenger RNA of Endocarpon pusillum Z07020, 552 nucleotides long. RefSeq lists its product as uncharacterized. The record is from RefSeq and is a predicted model, not a curated record. The coding region runs from base 1 to 552 and encodes 183 amino acids. Lineage: Eukaryota; Fungi; Ascomycota; Eurotiomycetes; Verrucariales; Verrucariaceae. Gene Ontology annotation, biological process: regulation of transcription by RNA polymerase II. The transcript has a single exon. Gene Ontology annotation, molecular function: RNA polymerase II cis-regulatory region sequence-specific DNA binding; DNA-binding transcription factor activity, RNA polymerase II-specific; protein dimerization activity.
AUGCCCAAAGCCAAUACCCCACAACAUUCCCAAGCCGUAUCACCAACAGCCUCAACGCAGUUUUCAUCAUCAUCGUCUCCAGCCCCAACAUCAAAGCGUUCUAGAAAGCCUCGAUCAUCUUCUACCAACGCUGGUAACGCCUCCUCUUUGAAUAAUUCUUCUUCAAAGCCUCGCCUCACAGCCCAUCAAAAGUCGGACAAUCACAAGGAAGCAGAAAAUCGCCGUCGUAACGGCAUCCGCGACCAAUAUGUUGCUUUAUCGCAGCUCGUACCAGGCACGGAAGGACAAGCAAAAAGUGAGGAGAAGAUGCUGGUUAAGACAGCUGAAUACAUGAAGCAAUUGCUGGAUGACCGGCGAGCGUUGACCGCGCAACUCGAGGCAAUGGGUGGUCAGGCCGGUGAUCUGCUGCUGUCUGACAGCGAAUGGGGCGGAACAGAAUGGGAUCCAAAAUGCGAGACUGAGUAUUGGAAGAGAAGAGCGGAGAGGAUAGCAGAGCAAGGUUAUGACGAAGCUGAUGAGGGGCCAGACGACAGGCCUGGGAGUAAUGGCUGA